UCACAGUCGUCUCACAACGAGGAACACAGAAGAAAAGAGUAUAGAUGAAACCAAAAGAUUCCCACAUAGAAAGAGAGCCACAUAACAAACGUAAUUGCAAAGAAUUGCGAGCCGCCGGCGCAUGCGCACUCGGGCCGCAGCCAGCCGCCCGAGGACUGCGGCCGAGUGCGCGAGAGGAAGCCUAUUGCGGGAUUCUCUCGUGUGGGCGCCCUGCACAGGAUCCCGAGCCGCCCCCGGAGUGGAGACGAGAUCCAGCAGAAUGAGUCAGUCUCCGCGGCGCAGUGUGAACAAUGGGGGAUCCCCAGUUCACGAGAGGUCCAGAGACCCUUCUUUUUCCCGCUCAAGAUCACGAUCUGGAGAUCGUCGAGACAAUUACAAACAUUCAUCGAGGUGUUCUGGCUCCCCGCGCUACCGUGAGGACCGCUAUCGUGAUGAAAAAUACUCAUCAUCGCGUCGUAGAUAUUCACGUUCUCCAUCUUACUCUAGAAACAGAAGGAGCAACAGGUCCCGAUCAAGGUCUCCGAUGUCUAAUCGCCGCCGCCACCAUGGGAGCAGAGAGGACCCUCCCCCAAGUAGCUGCCUUGGGAUCUUCGGGCUUAGUCUCUACACAACAGAGCGGAAGCUCCAUCACCUCUUCAGCAAAUAUGGUCCUAUCAACAAAGUUCAAGUUGUGCUAGAUGCCAAAGUGAGUAUUGUUUACAAAUUGAUGAAUUACUUCUGACCUGCGUCUGUGAUGCACUUUGAGAGAGGGCCUUGAGUGCCACCUUGGGAAAAAAGGUUGUGUUCCUGACAGCCUUCUCUUCAGCAAGGCUGGCAGAAUCUCACUACUGGUUGAUGGGAAACUGUUGCUAUCUUUAGAAAUUCUUGUACAUUAUUAGUUAUCAAUUGGAAGGCACUUUGAAUGCAUUUUUCUCCUGAAAAGAACACUUUAUGCCUUCUGUUAUUAAAUACGAUAAUGUAAGAAAAGUUGGCAAGUGAAAAUAGCUCUUUAGAGUCUGAAUAUGAAUUAUUAGGGGGUUUGUGAUACAUAUUCACCAUUAUCAUUAUGGAGUAUUCUUCACACUGAUAUAAAUACUAUUAGAAAAGCAGUAUAUACUUAACCCAUUGCCGCCGGGGAAAAUGAACAAAAAAUGGGGGAAAUGCAGUACUCAUUUUUUAUAUUUUUGUGAAAUAUCUCUGUCCAUAGAUGGCUCUGCUAGUCCUGAUUUCACCUUUCCUUGAAUUGGCGGAAAAAAACGUAUUUUUACAAGUGCUAUGAAUAUAGAUGGUGUUAUUUUUUACAGCAACUUAGGAUAACGUUAGAUAUUUUCGUAAAUCGAUUAAAAG
Messenger RNA from Penaeus indicus, 1326 nucleotides. RefSeq names its product transformer-2 protein homolog alpha-like. The coding region runs from base 122 to 721 and encodes 199 amino acids. Gene Ontology annotation, molecular function: RNA binding. Gene Ontology annotation, cellular component: spliceosomal complex. The transcript is spliced from 5 exons. Gene Ontology annotation, biological process: positive regulation of mRNA splicing, via spliceosome. The record is from RefSeq and is a predicted model, not a curated record. Lineage: Eukaryota; Metazoa; Arthropoda; Malacostraca; Decapoda; Penaeidae.